Molecule: messenger RNA, 4978 nt
Organism: Amoebophrya sp. A25
Lineage: Eukaryota; Dinophyceae; Syndiniales; Amoebophryaceae
Source: the annotation of a GenBank genome assembly
GUGCAUGAUUCUUCUUAAAAAGCCUUGACCGGUGUUUCCACGUCGAGAAAAAUGCAGGCUCAGUUAAUUGAAGAUUCAUUCUCCGCCCCUCAUAGAAAUACGUCAUGAUCGAUCCGUUAUUGUUAACCAUACGGCAUAAGCUCAAUUUUGAUUUUUUUUUGCCUUAUGCCAAAAGUUGCACUUGAGUACUUUAGUCGAGCAGUAAAGAGUUUUGUUCAACAACGCUAUAUUUUAUGUCUAAUUAUCAGUAUAACUCUCUUCUGCAAGGACAUCGGCAAGCUGUCAUAUUCGUCUAUCCUUUCCCACUAUUUUGGAAUCCACUGGGAUCAGCAACAGACUUGAAGCACCAGGCGCCUGCUUCUACGAUUUUUUGUGACGAAGAGACUUGAACAGGGGCAGAGCAGGACGAAGAUGUCGUCCCCUACGUCUUCGCGGGCUUCACUGCGAAGAACGUCAGCGGCAAAGAAUGGCGAACGACCCACAUCGACGUUUUCAGAAAGCACAUCACUCUUAAGUGAAAAUGAUGCCGGUAAUUAUUUUGCGUCAUUUUUUGAUUCAUCUGUCAGAAAUGUUGAACAUUUAUCAAUCUUUAAAAAAUGUAUGGAUGACGUUUAGUACCCACUUGUGUCUCCACUAUAUUGAUAAAGAUGUUCUUGAUCUCAUUGAUACUUGCUCCGGCCUGCAUUCACUUUUUCCGUCAACUAUACUUUUCUAGUAUCUUAACCUCUUAACCUUUUUAUUUUCCUUUAUUUUAGGUGCGGCGAAAAUGUGGAAUAAAUCUCACGUGCCCACCAGAAACUAUGGGUCUCUGGAAAGUGGCAGCGGGGCUGUUAGUAGUACAACGGCAAGCGGCUCUUCCGACCAGAGCAGUAGCAACGAGUCGGAAUGGGAUGUCAAGCCAGGAGGACUGGAUCAUCUUCAGGAUCGAUCGUGGUCCCCUGCGCGAUCUGGCGAAGAUCCAGGUCUCGAACUCCAGCAGAGUCAAUCAGCAGAUAACGUCGAGCCAGAGUUCGUUUUUUUCGACUACUUUAAGGCUUUAUUGUUCUUAAUAUUGUUCUAUCUAUUGAUUUUUUUGUAUAUAUAAUCUUCUUCUUCUUCUUCCUCUUGAGGAAGAUCUUCGCCAUCCGCUCCGGCUGCGUCCUCCUUUUUACAAGUACUGGUGGCUGGAGAAUAUAUGAAUAUUGCGUGUAUCUGAGUAUGAUGUAGGUGCACCACCUUCAGUAGCUAUGUCUUCUCAUUACAAGAUAUCGCUGAAGAUGCUGCAAGAACCCAGGAUAAUGCAGAUUAUGUGAAAUUGUUCUUGAUGACCUUUCUAAUGUCUCGGCGGAGAAGCCUGGAUACCGUGUGUGCUCUUGGGGCGUCUACCACUACACGGCUUGGAAGAUUUUCGGGGGAAUUUUUGUUGUCUCCUUCUGCCUUGGCGCUCUCCGUUGUACGCUGCUUUUGAUGCGAGGCGAGGAGUCUUCGGCGUUCUUGGAGUGGUUCUGGAUCAUUGACAACGCCUUGCUGAUUCUGUAUCUUUCGCGCUGUGUUUACAAUGUAAGCAUGCGGGUCUGGGCGCCGACGAUCGAGGAAAUGACACCACAGUCCCUCCUGCCGACAACAAAGACGACACCACGCGGAGCUUCAUCGACAGGACACAAUCAACAUGAACUAUCGUCCAUCUAUAGAUCAUCGCCAGCACAACUACAACACGCAGAUGAGGAGGACGACGGGCGAAGCCACGAAACAACUGAUCCUGAGCAGCAUGUUGAUUGUAGUACCAUCAAUCUUGAUGAUGACACGGAGCUUUCUUCUAAAAAACGAGCUCAGAGGGCGAUGGCCCGAAGCGCGUCAUCGGGUCCAGCCUUCUACGCACUGACCGAUCAGGAGUCUAAUCCCAUGGAGGACAGCGCUCGCGAUUUCUUCUCUACUUCCCAAAGUUCGGUGACCCCAAGUUCGAUGAAAAGUAGGGAAAAGAACACCGCAGGAACUGCAUCUUCGGGGCCUAUCUUUUACGCGAUAACGUCAGAUCAGGAAGAGGAGCACUCUAGAUCGUCUCCUUCAUCUUCUGAUAGUGAUCGGGAUUAUUUCCCUGCAACGUUAAACGCGAUGGUGGACCGACAAACGCAGUGCAAAGACACCGCCUCCGACCGCUGGUGGCUACACGAAAAAAUCACUUCCUUCUUCACGGGCAACAGAGCAGAUGUUGAUGACAGGUGUCAAAACACGGAUGAGUCUUGCGAGGAGAGGAGUGGCUGCUGCAGCGAGGAGGAAGGCGAGGACCGGAUGGAGCCGUCUGAAGUUAUCCACUGCAUCACCAUCCUGCACUACAAAGAGCCCUUUGAGAUGCUCGACCGCUUGCUGCAGCAAAUCGGACGGUGGAAGUGCGCGGGCGAAAAGGUCGUCUUGAUCGCCAUGGAGGAUGCAUCUUCCGACAAGGAGGAAAAAAUGAAAGCCCUUGCCAAAAAUGCGCGGCAAAGUAACUGCGAAGAAAGGGGAGCGAAGAACAACACGGCGACUCCAUCUCCUCACAGAUUAUCUGGUUCCGGCGCCUUUUCCUCUAUCGUCAUGGAUUUGGAAGCCGGUAAAGCUGCCACGGGACCUAAGAAAAGUGAUGACGCGGAAAAUCAGGGCUCUCCUAAAGAGCACAUUGUAGACGUCGAUGAGCCACUCAUUGGCAAUGAAGCAUCGGCACCGAAGCAACAAAGCGGACCGAUUCCACGAGGCGGCAUAGACAAGCUUCUCUGGUGCACGCACACUCUACAACCGGAGACUGAGGUUGCAGGAGCCCACUCGAAUCAUUUCUAUGCCCAGCUCUGCAUGGAAAAGUACUUCCGGGCACGUGGGCAGCUAUCCCGGGUCAUCAUGUUAUGGAUACGCUUCUUUUUCAGAUAAACUAUCUGACGAUAUUGGAAGCUGUAACGUUGCGAAGUCGUCUCGCGCAGAAGUGCGAAGAAACUUCAAUUCAGAACACUCUUUUUUCUUGGAUUUUCUCUCUGCGAUCCCGUUAGACAAGAAUUAUCAUUUUGCAGUGAGAAUUAACCACAUAUAUAAUACAUCUAAUAAUUACGAAGCUCGAUACAAAUAUGGAGAUCGCCUCCGUUUCCGUAUCGCAGGGCGGGGAGGAGGAUAGAAUGCUGGAGGAAGUUGAGGCAAUCUGGUGCUACAAGUGCCAAAACGCAGAGGAACGAAAAGGUGCGUGCUUCCUUCCCUAUUUCGUUUGGAUCGGAGAGGCCGCUAUUCCGAGCCAAAGUUGUGUAGCCGGCACUUCCACUUCUACCGGGCUGAUGUCCGUACAGGAACCUCUAGGUGAACUGCGCCGACGUGGGAUCGUCGAGCGCGUUCUAUCCGGCAUGUCAAACAUGAACAGCGGUAAAGACAUCGGCAACACCGUGGUUUGUGGGUCACUAGAAGGUGCGUGCGAGGCUGGCUACUGCCCACCCACCAUGUGGUCUGAUGAUAACAACUGCAACACGCUUCGCCUGGCUGCGUUGCCGGAGGGAAAGCGCUAUCACCUUCGCACUGCGUUGCUCGCCAAAUUGUGGUUUCCUUCGGCGCCAACUGCGGAGUUUUCCCAAUGGGAUUUCUUGCGAGUGGUGUGCAUACCGAAGUUCAAGCGGUGGUUUGUCGCGGAGGCGGAAUACGACACUUUCCUGCUUGCCUACAUGUUCAAUUUCCUCGACCCCGAGACGGUGCCGCCGGUCAGGCGAAGAGGAAGCCUCCUAUGGUUGGGAUUCUGGCUACUAACAGUAAGCUACAUGGCACGAAUUGUGAGUCCCUUUCUCCUGGCGUACGGGGUCAUGAACCUGGUUCCGUCCUGCGCGCAGCACUUUGCGCAACGUGCCGACGCCACAUUGGCGAAAGGUGCUGCCGCUGCGGAUCUUUACCAUUAUGGCGGAGUGUCUGUCUUUCUGAGUUGGGCUUUCCCGCUCUCGUUGCUUUUGCUGUCGGUCGGUAUUCAACUCUUUAUGCAGUCCAAAGUUCGCAGACGGUUUCAAAAACCGGAACCACCAGAACUACCAAGUGCAGGUGGAGGCUUUUCCUAUUAUCUAGCCCGGUUUUCGCAGUGGUGGGAAAGCAGCGACGUGGUUUUGCUGCUCGGCAUCACAGUGAUCGGCCCUUUCCUUGGUAUUUACGCGCUUUGGACCGUUUGCGAAGCCGCGCUCAAAAACGAGAACAUCGUUCAUAAGGUGACGGCGGACAUCAUAUCGGACGAAAAAAAGGAAAACUCGGCAUCAGAACAGAAAGAUACAAUGAAACACACCUCCUGAUAUUCAUUCGAGGACUUUGCAUACGAAAUGCAUAAUGCAAAUAUUUAACCAUCCUAAGUACACGAUGUCGUCUUUUCGUUAUGCAAUCCCGAUAAGGAGGAGGAGCAACUUCUAUUAAAGAGAUUGAAACAAUGCACAGUCAUAGGAGUAGUGGCUUGAGGAAUCUAAGACGAAUUCCAGUUCCUCUUCGAUUGUAUCCACCUUCUCUGGGUACAAUUUAUUUUUUAUCAUGAUUCGAACUACAGCACGGUGAACGUAACAUGUAAUUUUCUUUCUAAUUUGUCGAAAUCUUGUGCGACAUCAAGCAUGUGAUAACUUUGAGUACAUAUCUGCAAGAGUAAGGUCGGUUCGUAGAAAAAUCGAAAAUGUAGUAUUUCCGCAACAAAAACAAAUGAUCGAUAUGGGGUUCGCGAGACCGAUUGAAGGAUGGGCCUGAUCAGUUGAUAAAAUGUUAAAUUUUCUUUUUGCGAAGAAGAUAGGCCAGACAGCUUUCGAUAUAGAAAACGUAAUUUACUUUCCAAUGGGAGAUAACUAGGCAGCGCGACCGUCAACAUGGACUAUGCAUGGAUUUAAUAUCAUUGAGUACGCGAGUACGCGACACCACGCGCUGCACAAAUUUCCUACCCCUGCAAGGCGAUGGCGAGGUAGAUUGUAGUCUCAGGUAGAACUCUGAUGAGGAUAUUGUUGCACAGGGAAAAUGACACAAACAAUAUUGGGAAUGUUCG